Messenger RNA from Xenopus tropicalis (tropical clawed frog), 4469 nucleotides. RefSeq names its product ADAM metallopeptidase with thrombospondin type 1 motif 1 (gene adamts1). Lineage: Eukaryota; Metazoa; Chordata; Amphibia; Anura; Pipidae. Gene Ontology annotation, cellular component: extracellular matrix. Gene Ontology annotation, molecular function: metallopeptidase activity; zinc ion binding; metalloendopeptidase activity. Gene Ontology annotation, biological process: extracellular matrix organization; proteolysis. The record is from RefSeq and is marked provisional.
GCUAACACACCGGGGACAGAUCUGCACUUUACAGUAACUUUUAUCUGCUGCAGCGCCACCAACUUCUGCUACAAAUCGCACAACUUUGUUUCUGCGGCAGUUUGCACAAAUCCUGCGUUUAGUCGCCCACAUCUGCAACCACUUCUUAUCCACUUGGCUAAAAUGAUGGGGUACCUGCUGCCCUGGAUGGCGGCGUUGCUCUGUGCCAGGAAUGCCCUGGGCAUGGGCACCGCUUUGGAGGAAGAACUGGUGGCUCCUGUCAGACUGGAUCCCGGUACCACCCAAGGGGAAUCUGGGAAUGGGAAGGUCCGGUACCACCUGAAUGUGUUUGGGGAGAGUCUGACACUGGACCUGGAGCCGGACCGCACUUUUCUUGCCCCGGACUUCAGCCUGCAGUACGUGGGUUCCCCUGCGGAGCGCAAUGGAGGAGCCGAACCGCUGGCUGAGCUGGCCAAGUGCUUCUACUCCGGCUCCGUCAACGGGGACUCGACCUCCAGUGCGGCGCUCAGCCUGUGCUCCGGGCUCCGGGGAGCCUUCUUCUACCGAGGGGAAGAGUAUUUGAUCCAACCCAGUAACCACACACUGACAGUGGCCGACCCCGACUCCCCCGACCCACUGGUGCUCCAUCUGGUCCGCAGGCGCAGCCGUGCCAAGGCAAAGUGUGGGGUCACCGACUCUGUGGGGCAACCUGUCAAAUCAGAGGAUGCCCCCUCCCAGAGGACCAUGCCACCUACAGGAUCCGGCAGCUCAAGGAGGAAGAAGCGUUUCGUGUCCAGCCCCCGCUACGUGGAGACCAUGCUUGUGGCAGACCAGUCUAUGGCUGAGUUCCAUGGCAGCAGCCUGAAGCAUUACCUUCUCACCCUCAUGUCCGUCGCCGCCAAGCUCUACAAGCACCCCAGCAUCCGCAACUCCAUCAGCAUCGUGGUGGUAAAGAUUCUUGUCAUCUACGACGAGCAAAAGGGACCCGACGUGUCCUCCAACGCCGCCCUGACUCUCAGGAACUUCUGCAGCUGGCAGAAGCAACACAACCCGCCCAGCGACCGGCACGCCGAGCAUUACGACACUGCCAUUCUAUUCACCAGACAGGAUCUGUGCGGUGCUCAGACUUGUGAUACCCUCGGCAUGGCUGAUGUUGGAACAAUCUGUGACCCAACUCGGAGCUGCUCGAUUAUUGAGGACGACGGUUUGCAAGCUGCAUUUACGACGGCCCAUGAAUUAGGGCAUGUCUUUAAUAUGCCGCACGAUGAAGCAAAGCAGUGCUCCGGCCUCAACAGGGACAACCAAGACUCCCACAUGAUGGCCUCCAUGCUCUCCAAUCUGGAUAGAUAUGAACCGUGGUCUCCAUGCAGCGCUUACAUGAUCACAUCUUUCUUGGACAAUGGCCAUGGAGAGUGUUUGCUGGACAAGCCCCACAGACCCAUCCAGCUCCCCUCAGAUCUCCCUGGAACGUUAUAUGAUGCCAAUAAACAGUGCCAAUUUACAUUUGGAGACGAGUCCAGACAUUGUCCAGAUGCAGCCAGCACGUGUACGACCCUGUGGUGCACCGGAGUCUCAGGAGGCCUGCUUGUGUGCCAAACCAAACAUUUUCCUUGGGCAGAUGGAACCAGUUGCGGAGAAGGAAAGUGGUGCAUUAAUGGAAAGUGCAUGGAUCAGACCGACAAGAAGCAUUAUGAGACUCCUGUACAUGGCGGCUGGGGUGCUUGGGGCCAGUGGGGAGAAUGCUCAAGAACAUGUGAUGGUGGUGUUCAGUACUCUGUACGCGAGUGCGAUAACCCAGUCCCAAAGAACGGUGGCAAAUACUGUGAAGGCAAGAGGGUGCAGUAUCGAUCAUGCAACAUCCAGGACUGUCCUGAAAAUAACGGAAAGACCUACAGAGAAGAGCAGUGUGAAGCACACAAUGACCUGUCUAAGUCACCCUUUGGCAGUGGACCUGCAGUUGAAUGGACCCCCAAAUAUGCCGGAGUGUCACCCAAGGAUCGUUGCAAACUCAUGUGUCGCGCCAAAGGCACCGGAUACUUCUUUGUUCUCAAUCCUAAGGUGGUUGAUGGAACCCCAUGCAGCCCAGAUUCAACCUCAAUGUGUAUCCAAGGGCAGUGCGUAAAGGCAGGCUGUGAUCGGGUCAUUGGUUCCAGCAAGAAGUUCGACAAAUGCGGGGUCUGUGGUGGAAAUGGAUCAACUUGCAAGAAAGUUUCGGGCAACUUCAUUAUCUCACGGCCUGGUUAUCAAGAUGUUGUUACAAUUCCCGCCGGUGCCACUAACAUUGAAGUAAAGCAGCGGAAUAACCGGGGAUCAAGGCACGAUGGUAGUUUCCUGGCUAUUAAAGCAGCUGAUGGCAAUUAUAUCCUCAAUGGUGAUUAUACCUUGUCAACUCUGGAACAGGACAUUAUUCACAAUGGCAACAUCCUUAGAUAUAGUGGAUCUUCAGCUUCAUUAGAAAGAAUCCGUAGCUUUAGCCCACUCAAGGAACCCAUAACCAUACAGGUCCUCACUGUGGGGGACUCUCAUCGGCUGAAAAUCAAAUAUGUGUACUUUGUCAAGAAAACAGGACAGCCGGAAAAGCCUAAUAAAAAGAAAGAGUCCUUUAAUGCCAUUAGGGAGACCAUACUGUCGGAAUGGGUCAUCGAAGAAUGGGGAGAGUGUUCAAAAACGUGCGGAUUAGGCUGGCAGAGAAGAACUGUAGAAUGCAAAGAUAUCAAUGGACAGCCAUCCACGGACUGUGCUAAUGAACUCAAACCAGAUGAUAUCCGACCCUGUGCCGACACGCCUUGCCCCCAGUGGCAACUGGGAGACUGGUCUUCCUGUUCUAAAACAUGCGGGAAAGGUUUCAAAAAGAGACUUUUAAAGUGUGUUUCUUACGACGGCGUUAGCAUGCCUCAGGAGAACUGCGACCCUCUAAAAAAGCCUAAACAUUUGAUAGACUUUUGUACCCUUGCAAACUGCAGUUAGACAGCGUCCCAUCCAACUGAGAAAACUGAUUGGUUCUUUUAGAAAACGCCAGGCGCUGUAGGCAUGGCGCAAGUUGCAUGUGUUGUCUGAGGCCGCGGAGUUGUGCGAAGUAAGCAACGCCAACGUCUGCUGGUGGCUGAAGCACAGAUAUGGUUCUAGAACAAAGGCAAAUUAACAUCCCUGCCUCCUUCAUGGACCAUUAGAAGCUCCUUAUAUAGAUGACUGUUACUCGUUAAGGAAGCUAAAAAGACACACAAAGGUCAGGCUAGGUAUUAACAACACACCUCUGGCAUUUCCUACCAUUGAAACAUGCAGUAUUGUUGAACUUUUAUAAUAUGAGGAACAGGCAAAUGUUAUGUUCAACUUGUUUUUGGUCAGAGUCAACCUACCUCAGUUAGGAAGGUCAAAAACAGAAGUGAAAAAAAAGGAGCUUCAGCAUAGAUAUUUAUGGCUGCUAUUGUAUUACAAUAUAUUUUUAUAGAGAAAUAAAGCCAUAUUCUCAUUUACAAUUUAGGCAAGUCAGGUGGGCCAGGUGUUCUUUAUAAGAUGACACGUCUUGGAGAAGGUUGGAAACGGUCCUAUUAUGUUUUUAGCCGGGUUUAUAGCAAACGUAUGUCAUUGUUAGGUCAACCCAUAUCAUUAUGAUCUUCCUAACUGUGCUUAGGUGGAAUUAUAUUUUAAUAAUAACCCUAUGACUUCAUUUGAAGUAACUAAAGCUUUGCCUGAUGGCAACUGAUGUCCCUUGGAGGUCCUUUAUGAUCAGGUCUAAGCUGUGAAGAUGUUGUCUAGGCAACUCUUCACUUUCCUGUAGAAAUUACUUGGACUCUUCUAGAGGUAAUAAAAAAAAAUCCCAGCAUGCCCUUGCAUGAAGUCCUUCAACUUACAGUGGGUUGGGCAAAGUGCAAAAGGUUUAGGAGGAACCUCCCUUUCUUCAGGUUCAACCAACUGUCAUCUUUUAUGUCCCCCGCCCAUCCAGACAAUGAUAGAUUGAGUGUUGAUCUUCACAAUUUCCAUUGUUUGUGAUGCUCAUUUUGGGGGAAACCUUGGACACAGCAAACCUUCAGCAGCAAUUGGGCCAGUAUUGAAUAAGACACGUGUGAGUGUAAUGAUAUAAAAUGUUCUAUAUUCAGAAUAAUGCACGUAUGAUAUGAAAUGCAAUAUGGAUAUCACAAUAGGUAGACAGUCCUGGGGAUAGCGGGUCCAUCCACCACUGUUACCCAACAUUAAUGUGCCACAUGUCUAUGCCAGGUUGUAGACUGUUCGAGAAUAUGACUUUGCUCUGUAUAUAGGAAAUAUACUUUGUAAGUAUUCUUCUGUAUACCUUCUGUGAAGGCAUUCUUGAUAACCUAUAGUAAACCUAUUUAUUUUUGUACAUUUGAUUGUAUUUUAAGUUAUCGCUAUUUUUUUUUUUUGUUUGUUUGUUUGUUUUUUUUUCAAAAGGACAUAUAACAAAAAGUAAAGAGUAUUUAAGCAUUAUGUUACCAGAAAUAAUAAAAAGAACACAAUGAAAUUUCAAAAGAAAA